Exophiala dermatitidis NIH/UT8656 is the source of this 2355-nucleotide messenger RNA. Its product is annotated as stress-induced-phosphoprotein 1. Gene Ontology annotation, molecular function: Hsp90 protein binding. The transcript is spliced from 3 exons. NCBI's taxonomy places the organism in Eukaryota, Fungi, Ascomycota, Eurotiomycetes, Chaetothyriales, Herpotrichiellaceae. Bases 234 to 1985 code for a protein of 583 amino acids. The record is from RefSeq and is a predicted model, not a curated record.
CGGCCCGCAGUCACGAUACUCAAGGCUGAACUAGUAAACCGGGAUGAAUGACAUGGAACAGCACAGUACAUAGCCGUCGUAGCAGCCUUUCCCGCGAAUUGCUUGUGUACAACAACAUUAAAUUGGCUUCCACUAUUGCACUGCAUCCAUAGCUUGUUUUCCGAGCAUAGCUGUAUUGACUUUUCUGUCCUUUGACCUUCCUAAACAUAAGCUCUACUAACGCAGAACCUACAAUGGCCGACGCCCUCAAGGCUGAAGGCAACAAGGCUUUCGCAGCCAAGGACUUCCAGACUGCUCUCGAGAAGUUUUCCCAAGCAAUUGAACUAGACCCUAACAACCACGUCCUCUAUUCCAAUCGAUCCGGCGCAUACGCUUCCCUGAAAGACUACCAAAAGGCCCUCGAGGAUGCUGAGAAGACGACACAGAUCAAGCCCGACUGGGCAAAAGGCUGGGGACGUAAAGGAGCGGCUCAGCAUGGCCUGGGUGAUCUGGUCGGCGCCAAAGACUCGUUCGAGGAGGCCUUGAAGCUCGACCCAUCCAAUGCCCAGGCCAAGUCAGGUCUGGAAGCCGUGAACAGAGCGAUUGAGGCAGAAGCCCGCGCGGAUGGUGCUGACAUGGGUCUGGGCAACAUGUUCAACGACCCCCAACUCAUCCAGAAGCUUGCCGCCAAUCCCAAGACUGCUCCGUACCUCGCAGAUCCACAGUUCAUGGCCAAACUGCAACAGCUAGCCAAGAAUCCCUCGGAUAUGGGCCAGGCUCUUGGAGACCCAAGAUUCUUGCAGGUGAUGGGUGUGCUACUAGGAGUGGACAUGCAGAUGGGCAUGCCGCCGGAGGCGGCUGCAUCUGGAGCAGACCAGCCGAAAGAGGCGGAGGAGGAUGUGCCCAUGACCGACGCACGCCCUGAAUCAAAGGAGGAGAAGAAGGAGCCCGAGCAAAAACAGCCGGAGCCCGAGCCUGAACCGGAACCGGAAGACGAAGAGGCGAUCGCAAAGAAGAAGGCCAAAGAGGAGGCCGAGAAGGAGAAGAAGAUUGGCAACGACUUCUACAAGACGCGACAGUUUGACGAGGCCAUUGAGCACUACAGCAAGGCAUGGGAGCUGCACAAGGACAUCACAUACCUGACCAACCUCGGAGCCGCCAAAUUCGAGAAGGGCGACUACCAAGGCUGCAUUGAGGCGUGCCGCCAGGCCAUCGAAGAGGGCCGACAGAUCCUGGCCGACUUCAAGAUCAUCGCCAAAGCAUUUGGACGCAUUGGCUCGGCGUACGAAAAGCUCGGCGACCUGCCCCAGGCCAUCGACAACUACCAGCGAUCGCUAACGGAGCACCGCACGCCAGAGAUUCUGUCCAAGCUCCGCGCCGCCGAAAAGGCCCAGAUCAAGGCGGAACGAGACGCGUACGUCAAUCCCGAAAAAGCAGAAGAGGCCCGUCUUCUUGGAGCCGAGCGGUUCAAGAACGCCGACUGGCCCGGUGCCGUCGAGGCCUAUACGGAGCUUACGAAGCGCGCCCCCGACGACCCUCGUGGCUACAGCAACCGUGCCGCGGCCCUGAUCAAGCUUCUCGAGUUCCCCAACGCCAUCCAGGACUGCGACGAGGCCAUCAAGCGCGACCCCAAGUUCAUCAAGGCGUACCUGCGUAAAGCCCAGGCUCUGUUCGGCAUGAAGGAGUACAACAAGUGUCUGGACGUCCUCGAGGAGGCCAUUGAGCACGACGAAGGUGGGAAGAACGCCCGCGAGAUUGAGCAGCAGCAGCAAAAGGCCCUCGAGGCCAUGUACGCCGCACGCGCCGGCGAAACUGAGGAACAGACUGCUGCAAGAAUCCAAAAGGAUCCCGAAAUCAUGCAAAUCCUUUCCGACCCGGUCAUGCAAUCCAUCCUCCAGCAGGCCAAGAACGACCCCGCCGCGCUCAACGAGCAUAUGAAGAACUCGGGCAUCCGGAGCAAGAUCCAGAAACUCAUCGCCGCCGGCGUCAUCCGCCUUGGCCGGUAGAGCAGAGAGGAGCUUUCCAUAGGUCUGGGCUCGCCUCCGCUCGCCAAAAGUCUGCUCAAUGUUGUUGACUGAAUUUCAAUCCCGAGAGAGAAAGAAUCAUCUAAUAAACCUUGAUCCUCCUGCGUCUCUGCAAAGGUUACUUCCCUUUCCUUCCUUUUUCUGAUCUGAGCGUGUUGCCGCAACGAUGCGUCUACCAUAAUCUGGUCAUUUGUAGUUCGAAACAAAGGUGACUUAUUAAUCAAUCGCCUGGUCGAGCCGAUGAAACCAUGCAUGCAUGUACUUGUCCUACUGAUUGAUCCUAAGACACGAGACGACGCCAAUCUUCGUGCAGAUACACACCACGAUAUAAAAUCCUAGUGAUUCCGCUUCG